Vittaforma corneae ATCC 50505 is the source of this 702-nucleotide messenger RNA. RefSeq lists its product as uncharacterized. The record is from RefSeq and is a predicted model, not a curated record. The coding region runs from base 1 to 702 and encodes 233 amino acids. The transcript has a single exon. Gene Ontology annotation, cellular component: proteasome core complex; proteasome core complex, alpha-subunit complex. NCBI's taxonomy places the organism in Eukaryota, Fungi, Microsporidia, Nosematidae.
AUGUUUGGCAUCUUCGACUACGACAGCGAACUACUUUUCAAUCCUGAAGGAAGAAUAAAGCAGUUGGAAUUCAUAAAAAAGACAACAGAGCUGGGAAAUACAACUGUUGCGCUGUGCAACUCCAGAGUUGGAGUUUUGAUUGCGCAUGUUCCUAAAAGAACAAAGCUUGCUGAGCCCCAGCAGAAAGUGUUUGAAAUAAACAACAAGACUCUUUUUACAUUUUCAGGAAUAACGAACGAUGGGCUGUCUAUUGUUCGAUACUUGAAGAACCAAAGUGUAUUCGAGAAUGUCAUAAAGGAUAGGGAUCUCCAUCAUCUUUACUGCUUUGAUUCGCUCUGCUUUGAUGCGGCACUCCGAACCAUUUACAGCUCAGACCGACUGUACGGUGUUGCUGGAAUAUUGAUGACAGACUUCAAUGGAAUUAAGGUUGUGGAGUUUGAGCCAGUUGGCUACGUGCGCGAGGUAAUUGGUGCUUCUAUUGGAAACAAGUCACAGUCGUGUAGAACUAUCUUGGAAGACGAGGCAGAUGCCAUAAAGAAUGGACAGGAAAAAGACCUGAUAAGCUUGGGAUUGAGGGCAUUGAAAAAUGCAUAUCCGGAUCCUGACGAACAGGCCCUGAAGCAGGAGGAUAUUUACAUAUACGUGAUGGAAGAAAAUAAAGGAAUCAGGAUAGUUGAUUCUGGGUUUGUUGAAUUUGAGUAA